AUAAGCAGUCCAGCCAGCUGGCUCCAGGCACACCUGAAAAAGUUGUUGAACAAUACUGGCACCUUCACCACCACCACUACCGCCAGUAUCGUUGUAUAGUACUAGUGCAAGGAAUGCUGUAUACCUGUUUGCUCUAGGUAGUCGUCGUAUAGUUAAGGUAUUCUCAGGCCAAUGCCACAAGGUACUCCCAAAAAGCUUGAAGGGAGCCUUCCCAAGGUUUAGUCCAACCAUGGCCAGGCACCAAACCCGACAUCCGUUUCCCACCCAAUCUUCUCCCUAGAGGACGACGAUUCUUACCGCCCCGAUCCAAUCGUGAAUAACUUGCGUCUUCAAGAAAAUUAGGGAAAGGGCCAUUCUCGAGUUUUGCACAGGUGUUUCGAGCUUCUAUUUCAAGGAUGGCUCAUCCAUCAGCUGAUGUCAAAUCCAAAUCGCCCUUGAUUUCAACGGAACGUCGAUCCGGAAUCGGCUGACUGAAAAGCUUGCAGUGGGACUUCGGAUUUCAAGAAGACAAAAGGCCGAGCCAUGAUUUCCUGGCCCCUGCUCAAGGAGUGUUUUGAAAUUCAGUGAAGUGCUGCUCGUGUUUUAAUUGAAGGAAAUUGAGACGCCACAAACAAGCCAGAACGAGGUUCGUUUGGGCAUGAUUCCUCAUAAUCUAGUAUCACAACAAGGCCGUGAAAUGCAACAGUGAAUGACAAAGCAUUCCGGAAGUUGAUUUUCCAGAUUGGAGUUCAUUCAGCAUUCUCAACAAGUCAGGGCGGGUCGACAAUUUGCAUAAUGAAACAUUCAUUCCUGACAUCCAUCAUCGACGCCGACCCAACCCGAGCACUCUCCCAAGGGAGCUUUUUGUGAACAAGAUAAUGGUGAUUCCCAAUCUCUGCCAUUCACAUGGUUGCUUGGUUACAUUGCUUGAGACAGGCAGAGAUGGAUGUGAAAACCAACAACAGAAUCCAGCGUCACAACAAUCCCAACAACUCCAACGAAAACGGUUUUAACCCCUAAUCUGUUGUAUCCCUAUGUGUGUGUGUGUACCAUGAGUGGUCCCCGUCAUCCUCAUCAUCCUCAUCCUGCUUCACUCGACUAUCAUCAUUAUCAUAGAAGCAAUCACGUACUGGAACCCCCCAUCCAGGUUGUGAGGCAACGAGGAGUGCAAUCGUGAAACAAACCCCUCUCUCCAUACAUACACACCCCUCGGAACCGUUGUCGACUCCAUUUCCGCCAGAGAGCUUGUCGAUUGUUCAGAAUUGCCUACUUAAUUCGGCCAGAACCUCGCCGUGCAGUUCAUGCCACAGCUAUUCCAAAAGGGACUAUCACACACCACGCUCUUUCUUUCUCUCUCGGUCUCCGUUUCUCUGGGCUCUUCUCUGCUCUGAGAGCAGUGCGAGCAGCUUGACAGAAGCACCUGCGUUUUUUCCGCGACUCCUUCCUGGCUUUGGCAUGAGACUGCGCAGGUGAACCGUGCUCCGUGAAGCGUUGCGCCGUCUGAGUCGGGGAGCUCCUAUGGUUCGGAGUAGUUGCCCAAGGAGGCAUUAGUCUCCAAAGCUCGAUUGUUUGGUUGAUAUACCUGUCUUUUGUGAUACCAGCUCCCAAGGGAUGGACGAAGAAAGCCUUCUCCGUGGCAAGUGUCAGUGGCCUUUUUUAUAUUCAAGCGUUGACGAACGAACAACGACGGUGAUUGGUUGAGUUGGUUUUGCGGAGCAAGUGAGUCAUUGUUCCAAGGUGCUUGGAAAACGGUGAGAGUGCGAGCGCCCCAGUGGAACUGGUUAGUACGAGCCAGAUCUGGAUAGAUUCGAGACGAAGCAUUCCUUUCCUUCAAAUUGGGUCCACAUACCUUUGUUGGAGGAUCCCUCAAUACCUGUUCUCACCUUUACCUGAAAACUAGCCCUAAAUCCCAGGUAGACAAUAGCCCUUAAUGUUUUGACACUCUUGAGCGGGCUUUUCUCAUGCCUUUGGCAUUACUCAUGGACUCAUAGCCGAUUCGGAAUCCACCAAAAGUACCUUAUCCCAUCCCUAGUCUCGUCAAGUUCCUAUACCAACCUCAAAUUUUGACCCCAGGAUCAUGCCCGAACGAACCGGGAUCGUGACGCGGUCGGGGCACAUAUGCAUGAUCUGUGGGCAUAUCCCAACCACCAAAAACAAGUACCGUGAACUCCAGGACCACCUGGUCCGAAAGCAUUUCAAUGAACGGAUCAAAGCGGCCUUGCCCACCAAGCGGCCUUACCUUUGUCCGGAGCCUCACUGCAAGAUCGAAGGCAAGGAUUGGCAGGCAUUGAUGCGGCACUACACGGGAAAACAUGGGGUGUUGGAGACCUACCUCCGACAGAUCAUCGACAGUGGCAUGGCAUUGCCUCCCAAUCCCAAACAUUCACGGGCCAAGGCUAAGCAAGACCAAGGGCAAGCUCACAUCGCUCCCACUCAAGAGCAGAUCGAUGAAAUACUCACCACCAAAUUGGACCCGAAUGUGCCCGUUCAUGUGGCUGAGAAAGUGGGCAAGCCUGGUCGCCGAAAGCGGCCCUCUCACAAUUCCACGGGCUCCUCGUGCGGUCAAGAGAGCAAUCAAGAAGAGGAAGAGGAGAAUGACGAGGAGGCCCCCCAAUACGCCCUGGUCAUAAAGCGCACCAAGACCGGCGAAGACUCGUAUCACCUUUUGGACCUGAAGAGCCUUUUGGCCUACUCUCGGCCAGUGCCCAACUUGACCACCACUAGCAUGGCUCAAUUGCCGACCCAACCCACCUCGAUGAUCUCACCCAACUCCGUCGCCAUGCCCCCAAUUAUUCCAAGUGAACCAAUCCCAUUGCCAGAGCUGGUUCAAGCUCAGCAGAUGCCAUUGAACCACGCGCAUUUGGGAUCAAUGUCUAUGGACCCGUCCAGACCACCGAACGUGGUGUUCUCCCAAGCUCACCAGCAACUCGUUGUCUCCCACCAUGAAUCCAAAGCAGACGACCCGCUCCAUCUGGAGCCCGUGGCGGUUGAGGACCUCUCGCCCACAGUUUACCAACACGUCUUCAUUCAAAGCCAAGACCCGUCAGAUGUGAACAAAUUCCAAUUCCAAACGCAGCCAACUUUGGAUUCCGCUUCAAAUGCUAGUCAGUCCAACCAUCACCAAAACCACCAACACCCGCAACAACAGCACCACCACCAUCAACCACAGCACCAACACCAUCAACCACAGCACCAACACCACCAACAAGAGCAACAACAGCAACAACAGCAGCAGCAGCAGCAGCAUCAAAUAGUCCAAGAACCCAUCUACGUUCAACAAGAAGACAGCCUUCUUUGGAUUCCGCUUCAAAUGCUAGUCAGUCCAACCAUCACCAAAACCACCAACACCCGCAACAACAGCACCACCACCAUCAACCACAGCACCAACACCAUCAACCACAGCACCAACACCACCAACAAGAAAGACAGCCUUCAACAAGCCAUGAAACAAAUCUACAUUCCUCAUCAGACGGAUCAGACAGAGGACGACCAGGGUAGCUACAUCGUUCAUCAGGAUUCAUCUGGUCAGAUCUUGGGCAGUGACGGGCUCGUCUACUUGUCGGCAGAUGGGAUCCCUCUUCAAAUACUUAACCAGUCUCUGCAAGGCAACGAGCAAUACCAAAUCGUGCAGACCGUCCAAGAGCUCGAGGAAGAGACCGGCCAGCUUAGUCAUUUGCAUCCCAAUGAAGUCCCGGCCUCCAUGGCUCAAGUUCCGGCCUCGAGUCUCGAAGAGCGUGUGAUUGUAGAAGAGGUCCAAGCAAUUCCAGUGGAAGAGACCUCCUCAGCCGAGGAUAGAUCGGCCUCAAAUCGAGUCACUGAGGCUUUGGGGAUUGUAGCAAGUUCGGCCUCUUCGUUGGUGUCCGUAACUGCCUCGAAUCUCCAACCCAAAAUGGCUGAGAAAGAGGCUGUGACGGUGAAUCACAAUAAUAAUGUGAGUCACAAUAAUAAUAAUAACAAUCAUAUUAAUAACAAUAACGAUGUGGAGGGCAAACUCGACCCGGAAGAAGGCCCCACCAAAGAAUUGAAGGCCGGUCCCGACGGCGUGAAGGAGCUGGAAUUUUCCAUGUUUUGA
Messenger RNA from Tigriopus californicus, 4051 nucleotides. Its product is annotated as myb-like protein Q. The transcript is spliced from 3 exons. Bases 2057 to 4051 code for a protein of 664 amino acids. The record is from RefSeq and is a predicted model, not a curated record. Lineage: Eukaryota; Metazoa; Arthropoda; Copepoda; Harpacticoida; Harpacticidae.